This is a messenger RNA of Tripterygium wilfordii, 1379 nucleotides long. RefSeq names its product probable N-acetylglucosaminyl-phosphatidylinositol de-N-acetylase. The record is from RefSeq and is a predicted model, not a curated record. The coding region runs from base 205 to 975 and encodes 256 amino acids. Gene Ontology annotation, molecular function: N-acetylglucosaminylphosphatidylinositol deacetylase activity. Gene Ontology annotation, biological process: GPI anchor biosynthetic process. The transcript has 11 exons. Gene Ontology annotation, cellular component: endoplasmic reticulum. Lineage: Eukaryota; Viridiplantae; Streptophyta; Magnoliopsida; Celastrales; Celastraceae.
AACGCCAAACCAUUCCGCCGGCGAUUGCCCCGCUCCUCACCAUAAACUCUACUCUGUAAGCUAUCUAUCCCCACCGACGCCUCUCUCCAACCUCCAGCAGACGGCUUUGUUAGUUUAGCAACCUUGUGUGAUAUUCUCUGGUUUUGGGUCGGUUGAAAUCUUUGUAUUGACUUAGAGAUCAAACAAAGGAAAGGUGUGUGCUACAUGGGUUGGCUCUUGAUAAUUUUAUCAUUGACUGUGCUCUGGAUAGCUUCUCUGUGCAAAGUUCUGUUUGCACCUUCCAAGGCUUCUUUCCUAGACAAUGGUCAUUGUUUUAUCAAGAAAAAUGUCUUGCUGGUUAUUGCUCACCCAGAUGAUGAAUCUAUGUUCUUCUCUCCAACAAUAAAUUAUCUGAUAGCGAGAGGGCAUAAUCUUCAUAUACUGUGCUUAUCAGUUGGUAAUGCAGAUGGUAUGGGAAACCUUAGAAAAAAUGAACUCUACCAGGCUUGUGCAGUCCUUAAGGUUCUACUUGAGAAAGUGAGGACUCUAGACCAUCCAGACUUGCAGGAUGGAUUUGGCAAAGUUUGGAACCACAGCUUAGUGGCAAAGAUCAUUGAAGAGGAAAUAUCUGGUGCUGGCAUUGACGUGAUUAUCACUUUUGAUCAAUAUGGUGUUUCGGGUCAUUGUAACCACCGGGAUGUGCAUUAUGGGGUAUGCAAGUACUUUCAUGAUACUUCACGAAGAGAUAUUGAAGCCUGGGAACUAGUCAGUACAAGUUUAUUCCGCAAGUAUAUUGGACCUAUUGAUAUUUGGUUGUCUAAUUUCUACUCCAAGAGAAUCCCAGAAAGGUUGACACAUUGCAUCGUAAAUGAACAUCCAAAGAAGAGCUUCCAUGCAAUGGCACAACACUCGAGCCAAUGGGUUUGGUUCCGCAAGCUUUUUAUAUCGCUUUCCAGUUACACUUAUGUGAACACGCUCAGAAAGAUCGACAAGUAGGCACAUAAAUGUAAAACGUUCAUGGAGGAUACGUCGAUCAUCUGUUCGACAACCUUGGACGUGAAUGUGCAUCUGCUACAUCACCUAAACAUGUUUACAGUUUUUGCUAGCAUCAUGGUGUCAUCACAAUGAGAACUUCAGAACCAGAUAAAUCCCUUGCACAAUAAGUCAUGAGUAGCAUUGCUAUGUCUCUACUCUUUACGGUGCCCAGAGAUGCUAUGCACUGCGCUCGUUCUCUAGAAAUUUGAGGUAAUGAUCCUAUGUUCACUUGUAAAUGCCAUACCUCGGCUUGUUGGUUUUCACUUAUUUUAUGUUGAAACUACUUCUGCUGCUUCUGCAUUAUACCAGAUUUUUCCCCCAAAAAUAUGAUAUCUGGCUCAAAAGGUAAGGACUGUUAUGUAACU